Medioppia subpectinata is the source of this 297-nucleotide messenger RNA. The record is from the annotation of a GenBank genome assembly. Lineage: Eukaryota; Metazoa; Arthropoda; Arachnida; Sarcoptiformes; Oppiidae.
AUGGCAAUGAUCCGUGUAAACACCUUGCUUAAUUAUACCGAACAUAACAUGAAACACUACGAAGCGGCAAAUACUACCACGGUCAACAUCACUUACUAUCUAGCUACUUUAAUCAACGUUAGGAAUAGUAUUAUAGAUUUGCGCCAAGAAAUUAGCGAUAUACAAACUGGUUAUCAGCUACAUGAAGAAAAUCACCUUGCUCAUUUGUGUGUUGAGCUAACACAAUGGGAACAGUGGACACAAGACUGGGUGAAAAAGAUGGAUGAUUAUAUGAGGGACUAUCAGUGUACUAAUUAA